This is a messenger RNA of Larimichthys crocea (large yellow croaker), 3381 nucleotides long. It is a transcript of the gene nectin4b, whose product is annotated as nectin cell adhesion molecule 4b. The transcript is spliced from 11 exons. The coding region runs from base 455 to 2170 and encodes 571 amino acids. Gene Ontology annotation, biological process: homophilic cell-cell adhesion; heterophilic cell-cell adhesion. Gene Ontology annotation, cellular component: adherens junction. NCBI's taxonomy places the organism in Eukaryota, Metazoa, Chordata, Actinopteri, Sciaenidae. The record is from RefSeq and is a predicted model, not a curated record.
CUCCAAACCUGUGUUGUAGCUUCGUCUGCGUGUGCGUGACAAGCGGGUCGAGUCUCUGUUGGGUCAAUAGUGGCUUUAUUUUUCUUUUCUGUCAACUCAAAUAUACCUGACAGUGUCUCCGCGCGUGUGUUUGCUUUUAGGCUGCUGAGCUGUUUUUCCAGGUGCCGCACGUGACUUUUUUUUUUUUUGUUGCACGCGAAAUGAAGUUAAAUGAGUGUCCAAUUAAGCAAUAUUCACCUCGUGGGAGUUGUGGAGAACAGUGGAGGAUUUUUGUUUUUUAUGGUUUUGAAGCAUCAUAUGUGAGCUUUUGAAGCGGAAACACCUGGUGCACCUGUCUACAGGUGUGUGUUUCAGCUGUGAACUCAACACAGAUAUCGAUAGUGAAAGUUUAAUAUCUGCAGUUUUAACAAGAAGAAGAAGAAGGAAGUUUGAUUCAGACCUUUCUGGACUAAAGAUGGAGCGGACUGGGCAAAGGGAAAUGUGUCUGGCGCUGCUUUUACUAGUUGCGGUGUGUGCGCAGGGCGUCUUUGUGGAGCCUCCUCAGCCCGUCACGUCCCAGCGCUCCCUGGCAGAAAGUGAGACCAGGCUGCCCUGUCGAUACCAGGUGGAGGAUGAAGAGAAAGUGGUGCAGGUCACCUGGUUCAAGGAGCUUCCAGACGGCAGCAAAGAGCAGAUCAUCACUGCCCACUUUACAGACGGUCACACAGAGUUCGGGCGUUACUCAGGCCGGGUGAGGUUCGAGAGCGGGAGCCCCACAGAGAACUCGGCUCUGCUCAUCCCCAGCACCGAGGAGUCGGACGAAGGCAGCUACACCUGCCACAUCUCCACGUUCCCCAACGGAAACUUCGAGAGGCACAUCACACUCACCGUCUGGAUUGUACCCAUCUCCUCCCUGGAGCCUGUUUUGCUGGUGGAGGGCCAGUCGUUCCGUUUGGCAGCCUCCUGUCGAGCCGUGGGUCGCCCGCCUCCCCGUCUCUCCUGGGACACGGAUCUGCCAGGCCAGUCCCAGAACCGCACCAAUGAAGGCGGGUCUGUGUCCAGCUACUACUCCCUGCACCCGCUGCGCAGCAUGAACGGGAAAAAGCUGGACUGUUUGGUGUGGCAUCCCAGCCUGGAGAAGCCGCGCAGGAUCUCGAACCGCCUGGUGGUUCAAUACCCCCCAGAUGCCACCAUCUCCACCGAUAACGGAAAGUGGUUCGUGGGUUUGGAGAAAGCCGAGCUGCUCUGCAAAAGCGGAGGAUACCCCAAACCUGAGAACAUCACCUGGACAUGGAGAGGAGGAGCUCUGCCAGGUGGGACGUCUGUGGUUGGAGAAAAGCUUGUUUUUGGGCGGCCCGUUCGCAGGAAUGACAGUGGGGUCUACGAGUGUGUGGUCAGGAACAACGUUGGGGUCGCAAAAGCAGAUUUUACACUGGAGGUAACAGAAGACAGUCCACAAGUGCGUGGGUCCCCCAUUGACAACCAGUUGCUCAUCAUUAUUGGCGCUUCAGCCGGAGCUUUGGUCAUGAUCCUGGUCAUUGUGGUGCUGCUUGUCAACCGCUACCAUCGACACAAGAACAAAAAACUGGAGAUGGAGCUCAGCGAAAAAACGGAGGAAAUUAACAGUUUCUCCAGACAAGCCUCCUUCAGGAGACUGAACUCUGUCAGUUCAGACCCCAGAGUGCAGUCUGAAGAUUACGCGCUGCUGAGAGUCGACAGCCGACUGAAAAACAGCGAGAUGUCUCUGGAAAGACCCAUCUACAAAGGCAGCCAGUCCACACUGGGUGGUAAAUGGGGGCCUGGCGGAGGAGUAGAGGUGGACGAACUGGGACGUCCCGUGGUGUGGCACGACGGCAGAGAGAGCCUGAGAGGAGCAGACAUGGACAGAGAGAGCGAGGAGCGCAGGAGGAGGGUGGAGUCAUACCUGAAGAGCAGCAACAUGUCACUGGACUCAGGUCUGCCCUCUUCCCUGGUUCCCGUGAAGGUCCAGCAGGAGGAAGCCAGAGACCCAGACCUCAGGCAGCGAGACUCGCCGCCGUCGGUAGCCGAGGAGGGACACGAGGAUGACGAAGACAGCAGCUACCAGAUAUCGGAGGCGCUCAACCACCACUUCUAUUACAGUAACGGGAUCCUCAGGCCCAGGCCACACUCCAACGGCAUUCUGCUGCACCCCAGAGGACAGAUCAUCUAGACCACACGAGGACUCUCACCCGCACGAGAGAAGAGAGAAAGCCGGUCUGCAUUGCUGCAUUGAAAAUGACCUCAUUCUUUGUAAUGGGAUGUUUGUUUUGUACACAGUGGCUGCAGCGUGUAAUUAGCCCCCGAAGAACGAUCCAAAAAAUUUUAUUAUUUUUUUCCCUUGGAGUUUUUGAUCUUUUAUCCUAACCCUGUAAUAAUCUGGGAUGUUUUUUUUUUUUUUGGAAUAUUUUUGCAGGCACGUUUAUGCCUUUUAUUAAAAGCUGACAGUGGGAACACAACAGGAGAUGAGAUGAGAGAGAGUUGGUGAAUGUCACGGGCAGCAUGGGGUCUCCAGCCUGGGCACAAACCAGGGAUGUUGCGGUUCACGGCCACCGGGGUGCCCCCCGUAAUUUGGAAGUGUUUGAUCCUAAUUAGUUUGAAGAUGGAGAACUAGAAGACCCUCGCCAUCUUUCUCCUUCGACGUGCAAAGGCUCCUGUUACACAAUGUUUACCGUAUAACCUGUAAGACUUAACAAUGCCUGCUUUACAGCUGGACACACGUUUAAAUUCACAACAGGAAGGUCUCGAUAAAUCCUGCGAACUGAGAUUUGUUUACACCCCAACCUUUAAGAAAGCUUCAAUAAUAUUUCCAGCUGUGAAAUAAGAUGCACCUGUGUAUAAGGAGUUAGUGUAUGUAUGUAUGUAUUAUAUAUGUAUAUGUAAGGCAGAGAUAUAAGGCGUUACUGUGUGUUUAUGAUGUUGUAAUUAAAAGCUACCUGAAACUCCGAAAAGGUCAAAAAAAAAAAAAAAAAGGCCUGCGGUUCUGAUGGACGCGGACAAAGUCUUCAAACUGGUGGAUGUUCAUGGAUAAACGCAGCAAACUUAACCGUAUCUACAUCAACGUGACAGAGCACAGCAGUGUACAGGCUGCACAAAACUGUAUAGACGCACAACGGGUUGUGUAUAUGUUGUAAAUAUAUGUUUUAUAUCCACGGAGUGUUGGAAAAGAAAACUGACAAUGUAAAAUGUUAAAAUGUUUAUUCAUAAAAGUACAGCAUAAAAACAAAGUCACUGUUCUUUAUUAUUAUCAUUGUUAUUAUUAUAAUAACCUGGGACAUUUAAGCUUGGUUCAGCUCCCGCGUGAGGUUAAAGGGCGUCAUUAAUCACAGCUGCAGCAGUAAUGUAACAUUGUGUCGGGCUGUAGUGAUUUCCUGGUUUACUUAA